Molecule: messenger RNA, 3784 nt
Organism: Mycena citricolor
Lineage: Eukaryota; Fungi; Basidiomycota; Agaricomycetes; Agaricales; Mycenaceae
Source: the annotation of a GenBank genome assembly
CUUAUUCUUUUUUCACCUAUCGUGGUUGUAUUCCAGUACAGUACAGUCUCAUUUAUCUGUGGGCUAUCAAUACGAUUUUCAUUCAUAUGCGCAUGUUCGCUCACCGAUCAGAGCACACAAUACUCGGCUAUCGAGUCGAAUGAAGUGAGAGCACCCUGUCGAAAUCAUGUGAUCGCGAUUACGCUUGUCUGGCCACUUGAUGGAACUCCGACUGGUAUACCGGGUUUUGAGACAAUUAUCCGACUGGGCGCUUGUGGGCUACUACUCUGAAGUCCACGUUGACGCUGGCAAGGAUCCUGAUGCCUUGCGAGGCGUGCCCCUCAUCGUGUUGGUGGCCCGCACACACUGCAACGCGAAUCGCACUCACGCUAGCCCAGAACGCCAUGUCACCACAACGAGCUUAUCGACAUCGCGACGCUGGGUACGUUCAUCCUGUCCCGCUGGAGUUACCUCUACUCAACCCGCAUCAGCCGCAACGAUUCCGCAUCGCCGUAUGGUGUCCUUCUGGGCUAAAUCGACUAUGUUCAAACACCCCGUUCUGGGCCCCAUUCUGACGUCCUCCGGCGCCAUACCCGUCCGACGCAACCCAGACAAAGCCGACGCGGCGGCGUCGAAUGCAGACCUGUUCGAUGCCUCUACCGCUGCGCUGGGGCGGAGACAGGUCAUCGGGAUAUUCCCUGAGGGCACGAGUUACACGGAGCCGGCAAUUAUGCAAAUUCUCAGCGGCGCGGGAUGGGCUGCGCUUGAGUUCAUGCGCGCUCAAAAUGGAGUGGGAAAGAUGGAGCCGGUCAUCGUCGUGCCCGUGGGGAUAGUGUACACGGACAAGUCAAAGUACCGAAGCCGAGUCUGUGUCAGAUACGGCGUCCCCAUCGACGUGACCAGGUGUAUGCCAGCAGAACUUUUCGAGGCGCCUCCGGAUGCGCAAGCCGAACGCGCUGCAGUGAAGGCACUGAUGAAAGACAUUGAGGAUCAAAUCGUACAGAUGACCAUCAACGCGCCAGACUGGGAGACCUUAUAUUCUGCCCGAAUAGCCCGAAACAUUCUCUGGAAAGAUGAGGGAGCGAUACCACUCAAAGACUGGAUCAUCGUCAACCAAACACUGAUCGGUUUUCUAUCUUCUGAAUAUGAAGGCUUACCAGAAGUCAAGCAUGCCUUGACUCGAUACUUUUCGCUGCUUCACCGCAUUGGUAUAAGUCAUGCAGAUCUUGAUUCUCUCGUUCCUACUGCUUCAGGUCGCCCGUCGCGUGCUUUUGCAUUCCGAUUCAUUUUCACGGUGGUUAGAACGCUGGUUCAUCCUUCUUUCCUCCUAUUCGUGCCUUCAUUCAUCACAUAUCUUCCUGCGUACAUAUUCGCAGCGCUAGGCUCGCGUUUGCCGCCACCCGGUGAGGAAGAGUCCCAGUCGCAAUUCAAGACUAUCAUCGGGGGUUUCGGGAUAGGGGUGGGUGUCGGUCUGAGCAGCUUCUGGAUCACCAAAGCCCUCGAUCGCUUUGUUGAGCAUGCUAUUGGUCGGUUUCCUGCGAUGUGGCUUGCGACAGCCUACUUCCUUGUGAAGCUGCAUAGUGCAUUGGUUGACAGAAACUUCCAGAGGCUUCGUCGACUGUCUACUGCGACCAAGAUCCUGCUCGGGAUAUUCCAGCCUCGCUCCUGGGAUCUGCCUGAGAGCAAGUUACCGGCCUACGAGAAGCCCCCUGUGCCUGCCGGAAACGGAUUCCUCAAGAAACACCACGAAAGUUCUGGGACUCUGCGGGGCAAGGCGUGGCUCAAAGCUCAGCCUCCGGCGAUUCCAGCCCGAAGAAUGAUAUUCCAUCUCUUGGCUGCUAGACAGGGAGCUCUCUCAGCCCUUGCUUCGUAUGCUGGACGAGAGACGCCAGAAAAGCGCAAGUUGGAGCAAUUAGGCGCAGUGUUUCGGCACCCAUGAGUUCAGGUAGAGACUUUUGGAGUCUUUCAUCGCCUGCAGUAUUGUUACAUCCGUGUCGUCCGAGACCCGUCAGAGACAGGUCUCUUCGAAUUACUGUUGUUCGGAAUCUUUGUGAACCCUAGACGAUCUCCACCGUUCGUUGACGACAUCAAAGUGCUCGCCGCGAGGGCGUUUCAGCAAGGGAAUGUACUUUGCCGUGCGCCUGAAUUCAGAGCCGCCGAGAGGGAUGUUCAUGACCGUCUUAUUAUCCGGCGUGAAGCCGUGCCAGUGUGUUGGUAGAACAGGUCGUGGAGCAGGAUGGUGGGCGCAUGCAGCUGCGUGGAAGGCCGAAUUCAAGGUCGCGUACAUCUGUGAUCUGCCCUGUAUCGAGUGCAGCCUGUGCCAUAAGCCUUCUGUCUGCUCGGGCUCUCGGUCUGUAUGCCAGGAGACGUCGUUCGAAGCAUAGUGGCAUUCGUACAAAACCAAAGGCAGACUGUCCGCCAUUUGGUAUUCCGGUUUCGUCUCCACUCGGGCAUCUCCCUCUCCAUCGACGUUGAGCAUGGCUUUGGCAACAUUAGGCUGUUCAAGCCCUGAUCCCACCAGGAAGAGCACCGCCAUGAUGUGUCGCACUUGAUGAUAGAGAAAUGCCGUCCCGAUGAGAUCGAAUACGAGCAUGCGGUCAUGUUGAUUUAUAGACGCACUGAGCACGCGCCUCUUGUACAGAGUGAUUUGUUUUGAUCCGUCGAUUUUGCAGAAAUUGCGAAAGUCGUGCAAUCCAACCAGCAUGCCUGCCGCCUCCGCCAUGCGUGUCACGUCGAGAUGCUCGGGUGAGAAGAAGUACUUGUAGUGGCGCGAGAUGCAGGAGUAACGCGAUGAGAAGGAGUCCGCUACGGGCGACCAAGCUAGGAUGCGGAUAGUAUGGGGGAGGAUCCGGUUCAGCAUCAACGCGUAGCUGUGCUCCCUCUCUGGUGCGUCUAUUGUCUUGCGCGCAGGAGCCGCGUCAAGCAGUCCAUCGGAAAAGUCUUCUGGUGGAAAUUGGUUCACUGACUUGGGAUUCUCACCGUCUCGUGCAGCUGAGUCCGCAGAAUCCAAUGUAUCCCUGCCCAAGGCACUGCGCACCCAAAGCGACACGACCUGCCCCGCCGCACUGACGCCCCGAUCCGUCCGCCCGCACCGUUCCCACCCACACCCUUCCAUCCCCGCGGCAGGAUCCACGAGACGCGCCUUCGCGAGCGCGUCGAACAGAACGCCCUCGACCGUCGGCAGGGGUGUCGCGUCAGACUGGAUGGACAGGCCGUUGUACGCCCAGCCCGCGUACGAGAAUUUGAGCGCGAUCUUCCGGCGCGGAUGCGCCGCAAAAUCGAAUGGCUUGCGUAGCUUAAGAGAGGGAGGCGGCAGUGGCCUAGGUGAGGCUGGGCGUCCAGUGGCAUCGCUCUCGAGAAGGCGGAGUUUGGCGAUCAACUCUUCUUUGGACCAGGAGUCAUAAGGUAAGGUGGAAAUCAUUCUUUGGGCACGAAGUACGAGACGCAUAGACUGAACCCUCCCGGGGCGACUGAGUGUGCACUAUGUGCCGUUGACGGUUUAGUCGCACGGAUGGCUGGGAUAUCUUAUCACGUGAUGUCAAGUUCGCAAUAUCGAGGCACUGUGCUGCAGCGUCCAGCCUUUGCCCUCGUGCGAUUGCCGUCACUCUGCAUCAAUUUCGUAUCCAGUAUGGCUUUCUUCGUAGUGUAUGCCUCCAGAAGAAGUGUCUCCUCGCUGCGUCCGAAGUCCCUCAUGUCUGCCGCCAUUCGCAGUCAACUUGGUGUAGGUCCCGGUCACCUCCAAAGCCACUCACUCCCACAACUCCUACACUCGGUCGAUUUUGACUCCUUUCUCGCUGGCUUUUUC